This is a messenger RNA of Pomacea canaliculata, 4552 nucleotides long. Its product is annotated as guanylate cyclase soluble subunit beta-2-like. Bases 262 to 2391 code for a protein of 709 amino acids. The transcript has 15 exons. Gene Ontology annotation, molecular function: heme binding; guanylate cyclase activity. Gene Ontology annotation, biological process: response to oxygen levels; cGMP biosynthetic process. The record is from RefSeq and is a predicted model, not a curated record. Lineage: Eukaryota; Metazoa; Mollusca; Gastropoda; Architaenioglossa; Ampullariidae. Gene Ontology annotation, cellular component: guanylate cyclase complex, soluble.
CACAGGCUGGGACGCAGGCUGGCUUCUUCCUCUCACAGGUGUGUUGACUACUGGAUGCCAGUCAAACUCGCAGGAGCCGAAGUAGAUGUACAGGUUAUCACGUGACUAAACUGCUGACCCUUGACCCUUGAGCCGCCCUGUGUGUCGGGUUGGAUAUCAGUUUGAAAAUGUACGGACACAUACACGUCGUCAUCAAAGACCUCGUCACUUCAAGCUUUGGACAAGAAUCGUGGGAAAGAAUUCUGGAGGAAGUGAAAAUGAAUGAGGUUGGAUCACUUUCUUCAGUUUGAUUACUUCGGUGAUGAAAUAACGGUCGGCCUCAUCAUGGCCGCCAGCAAAUGUCUCAACCUGCCGCUGAACACGGUGCUGGAGGCGUUCGGCGACUUCUUCCUGAAGCACUGCCUGCAGAACGGCUACGACAACAUGCUGCGCACCCUGGGGCGCGACAUGAAGUCCUUCAUCCAGAACCUCGACUCCCUGCACGCGCUGCUGACCCUCACCUACGACAAACUGGUGGCGCCCUCUUUCAGAUGUCUGUCCAACCCUGACGGCACUCUGACACUUCAUUACUACAGCUGUCGCCACGGUCUGUCCGACAUCGUCAAGGGUGUUCUGCGAGCUGUGGGUAGCGAGAUCUUCAACCAGAGCGUGCGCCUGGAGCUGGUGUCCACGGAGCAGAACGACCUCGGCGGUGGGCGGAGCCAGGAGCACAGCGUCUUCAUCGUCCAUUUCCUGGACGACACGGGUCGCCGAGAAGCAACAGGUGGCGCCACUGUUGUCUCACAUGCGGAACGGAGAGUCUCUCAGCUCGGACACAAACCUCGAGAAAAGAUGUCGCUCUCUGGAGACCUUUUCUGUGAAAUGUUCCCGUACCACGUGACCUUCGACGAGAAUCUCAUCAUCCUGCAAUGCGGCGACAUUCUCGAGAGCAUGCUGGGUGUUCCUCUCGAUAAGUCGCCCCUGAUGUCGGACGCCUUCCGGGUCAUAUAUCCACGCAUGUCCUUGACCUUAGCCAACAUCAGGCACUUCAUCAACUCCAUAUUCGUUCUCGCUGUCCUCCCCAAAGACGGCAAGGGGACGUCCUUGAGCAUGAAAGAAUAUGUUAUGAAGGGUCAGAUGAUGUGGCUGGAGGACCUCAACCGCAUGAUGUACAUCGGCUCGCCGUUAAUUACGUCACUGAAGGAGAUGAAAGAAAUGGACUUGUGUAUGGCCGACAUUCCGCUCUUUGAUGUCACAAGGGAGAUAAUCCUUCUCUACGAGCAAAGGGCAGCAGAAAUCGGAAUCACGCGCACUCUGGACCUGACGACUGCGGAGCUGAAGCGGACGUCGAAGGCGCUGGAGCAGGAGAGACGCAAGACGGAGCAGCUGCUGCAUCAGAUGCUGCCACCCAAGGUGGCCGGCAAACUCAAGAACGGCGAGAAGGUGGACGCUGAGACCUUUCAGCGCGCCACCAUCAUGUUCAGCGAUGUGGUCACCUUCACCAACAUCGCUGCCGCCUGUCCGCCGGAGAAGAUCGUCAAUAUGCUCAACGACAUGUACCUGCGCUUUGACAACGCCACCACCAGGUGGGACGUGUACAAGGUAGAGACGAUUGGUGACGCCUACAUGGUGGUGAGCGGAGUGCCUGAGCGCACCAAGGACCACGCUCAAAGAGUGGCUCGCUUCGCCAUUGACAUCGUGGGUGAGGCCGCUCAGGUGACGUCACCAGCCACCGGCAAGCCGCUGCAGAUCCGGGUGGGCAUCCACACAGGGCCCGUGAUGGCGGGUGUGGUGGGGGUCAAGAUGCCACGCUACUGUCUGUUUGGCGACACCGUCAACACCGCUUCCCGCAUGGAGAGUCACGGCAUACCCGGCCGAAUCCACCUCAGUCCCGCCACCUUCCGGUCCUUGAAGAACAUUGGCUUUACGUUUAAGCGUCGAGGUGAAGUCGACAUUAAGGGCAAAGGUCGCAUGGUGACCCAUUUCCUCAUUAGCGACGGCGAACGCGAUGUUCUGGAGCCCAGUGAUUCCUUCACUGGCCACCCGGUUCUGACAGACAGCGACCUGAUCCUCGACGACACGGGCGACCUGUACCCGGACGACGACGUGGAGGAGGGCGACCACAAGCACCCGCGCGAGAGCGGUGACGGCAGCGAGAUUCAGCUGGACGAGGCGGCCAAGCAGUCCACCCACUUGAACGGAAGUGGCUCGGGGCUGCAUGAAAGCGCGGAGAACGCUGGGAACGGAAGUCAGGUGCGCAUGGUGAAGCCGGACUACUCAUUUCUCGCUGACUCCACAGACCUGCUGACGAUGAGAGCGGAAACGGGUGCCCAGCUUUGUGAAGUCACGCAACCACCCGAAGUUUCGGAUCACCCACAAAGCAGGAGCAGCAGGACCUGCCUUCUUCUCUGAUGUCUUUGUGCAAAACUGGAGACAACAGGCGUGUGUCCAGCUUCGUUGUUAUGUAACUGUACUAGGAAACGUUCAGCGCUUUGUGACUGGUUCUUUAGCGAUGUGAAACUUCCGGUUCGGUUGUAACCCAACCUUCAGCACAAGUCUACUGUAAGCGUCCUGGGAGAGGUACACGAAUAUGUUGCUGGGUAGCCAAGAAUGUAAUUAUCACCGUGCGAAAUAUCACAUGCUGUAGACAACAGACAAAUAUAGAAAAUACGUGUGAAAAUAUGUAUCUUCAUUAACUGAGUUCUGACGGAUUCGUUUUCUCAUCAUAAUAUUUACUCAUGCAGAUUACAAUAAUUUCAAAUUAUGCAACUAUGAACUGUGUGUGCGAACUCUAGCCUGAUCAAAGCACAUAAGAAUUAUGCCCUUCUCCAGACCGGCUAUCGAUGUCUUCUCUGAUGGGUACAGCGUACAACAGAAAAAUAAUUAUUACUUUAAUUUCUUCUUGUAGUUUCCUUGACAACUGUUUUUCGUAUGAAGAAUUCACUCUUCUAGUGAGACAAAAAGACAAAAGACAAAAAGCUAUUCGUGAGAAUAGGCUAAGAGGUGUCCGGAGAAUAUAUGUGUAUACACAGAGUAUAUAUGUGCAUAUAUACAUAUCUAGAGAGAGUUCUUUUACGCGAUACGAUCAUGUAUGUGUCAUCCCUCACACAUCCUUUUUCUAUGUCUGAGUGUGAAUUCGUUGUUAUUGUCUGUUAAUUAAUAUAAGAAGGUGGAUGAUGAAUGAAUGGCUUGAGCUUGGAGCUACUGGAGCUCGCACACCAGGCACAACAGCACCUUUACCUCCAGUUGACUUCACCCUUGAGGGGAUAUAUAACCCUUACAGUUGUUGUUGUUGUUGUUGUUGUUGUUGUUGUUGUUGUUGUUGUUGUUGUUGUUGUUGUUGUUGUUGUUGUUGUUGUUGUAGGCUUGAAAGAGUCAUCAACUAUCAGAUUCAUAUAUGUAGCCCUCCAAACAUAUCAAUCUUUACUUUUAUUAUAUACUGCCUGUAUGUUUUCACUUUACGGAUGUGUUGAUAUGAAACUGUUCCAAACCUUUAUACUUUGUGUAUAAGUUCUCUGUCCAUUACCGUAACUAUCAUAUCAACUAAAGGGACAAAUUAUUAACUAUAUCUUUUAUUUUUGCCAGUACAGACUACCAGUCUGUCGCAAAAUAUUUGUGAGGCAUUUCUACAUCCAAAAAAAAAAAUUUAACUUUUCAUGUUUUCCAAAAUAUAUUAUUUGUGCAACAUAAAAUGAAUACUUAUAGCAUAAAGAGCCACUAGUAUUUCUACAUUAAAUAAAAUUUUCACAAUGAAAUGCUGAUCAAUUCCUCUGGUAACAUAAUUGUUAGAUGAUCUUUAUUCUUGCCGUCUCCUUUACCACCGCUCUCAAGAAUGGUAUCCUGGUCUUUUUUUAAGUUUUCUGGAAGGCUCGACAAGUAAGCUUGUCUCCUGUUUUAGAUUGUAUAGGCCCCAUACCUCCAUCGUUUUUCUUUUAUUAUUGUUAUAAUUAUAAGUAAAAUUGUUUUAUUCAGGGGAAACCACCUCUGAGUUUUCCAUUCUUUCAUUAGUGUAGGUUACUCCCCUUAUACCACUCGGAAUUAGUUUAGCUGACUGGUGGGUGAAGGUGCAUAAUUAUUACUGGCAAGGUUAAAAAGUUACUUUAAAAAUAGAAUAAAUAAAAGGACAAAUAGAAUUCACAUUCUACUUUUUCAGAUGAAAGCACUACCAAUUUUCUACGCACUCCCUUCAAUGGCUGUGAAUUACACCUAAAAAAGUCCGUUCGACUUUGUAUUUUAAAGAAAGUGCUACUCCAAAGUGAGACUGACCAAAAAAAAAAAAAAGGAGAACUUGCGGACUACCCGCGGUAGCCUGUGCGUCAAAGAAGUCCAAUUCACCUGUAUCCCGAGUUUAAAUCUAAAUCAAAAAUUUUCUCUGCAAUAGCGACAAGGGCUUUCCCGCUACACAAGGCCCCUCGCUCCACAACGAACGAACAAAAGUUCAUUAAAAUCAAGUCUCUGGAACAUCGUAGUCUUUUACACGUUUUGAAUGCUACAGAUGCUGGAACCAGCAGACUAGACCAAAUCUCACUCGCUCAAACACACACACACACACUUAUUCACACAUACUCGCUUA